AUGUUCUCGUUGGAAGGUAAGCGCGGUCUCGUGGUCGGGAUCGCCAACGACAAGUCGAUUGCCUACGGCUGUGCCCGUCAGUUCCGCCGACAGGGCGCGGACCUCGCAGUGACCUUUCUCAACGCGAAGGCCGAACCUUACGUGCGACCCCUGGCGGACGACUUGGGAGCCGAUAUCGUGGUUCCCUGCGACGUUCGUGAACCCGGUCAACUGGAGGCCGUAUUCGCCGAAAUUGAGGCCCGUUGGGGCAAGCUCGAUUUUCUACUGCAUUCGAUCGCUUACGCGCCAAAGGAGGAUCUGCACGGCCGCGUUGUCGAUUGCAGUCAAACCGGUUUUCAGCAGGCUAUGGAUGUGUCCUGCCAUUCCUUCAUUCGCAUGGCCAAGCUGGCUGAACCUCUGAUGGCCAAAGCUGGUGGCGGGUGCUUGAUGACCGUGACCUUCUACGGUGCGGAAAAGGUCGUGCAGCACUACAACUUGAUGGGACCGGUCAAGGCGGCGCUGGAGGCUGCAACCCGCUACAUGGCGGCCGAGUUGGGGGAGAAAGGCAUCCGUGCCCAUGCGAUUUCGCCAGGCCCCCUGCUGACGCGGGCGGCGAGCGGGCUCGAUCGCUUCGAAACCCUGAUGGACCAGGCCCGCGAAAGGGCGCCUGGGCAGCGGCUUGUGACGAUUGAAGAGAUCGGAGCCUUGGCUGUCUAUCUGGCAAGCGACGAAGCCGCGGCCUCGACAGGAACGCUCGCCUACAUCGACGGCGGUUACUCGAUCAUGGAUUGA
This is a messenger RNA of Symbiodinium necroappetens, 771 nucleotides long. NCBI's taxonomy places the organism in Eukaryota, Dinophyceae, Suessiales, Symbiodiniaceae. The record is from the annotation of a GenBank genome assembly.